UUUGGCUUUACAGCUAAGAAAAUCAGCAUCGCUGCUCCGAAGGUUUCAGAGUACAUUAGUCAUAGCAGAACACAACAAUGAGACUCUUACACCAAUUACACUAAAUACAGUCACUGCGGCAAAGCGUCUUGGAGGUGAAGUUUCUUGUUUAGUAGCUGGUACCAGCUGUGACAAGGUAGCACAAGAACUCAGCAAAGUGCAGGGUGUUGCAAAAGUUCUAGUGGCUCAGCACGAUGUAUACAAGGGAUUUCUAGCAGAGGAGCUGACUCCCUUGAUUUUGGAAACUCAUAAAAAAUUUAAUUUCACCCACAUUUGCGCUGGAGCAUCUGCCUUUGGGAAGAAUCUUAUUCCCAGAGUGGCUGGCAAACUUGAUGUUGCUCCUGUUUCUGACAUUAUUGAAAUUCAGUCACCAGACACUUUUGUGAGAACUAUAUAUGCAG
Molecule: messenger RNA, 440 nt
Organism: Antrostomus carolinensis (chuck-will's-widow)
Lineage: Eukaryota; Metazoa; Chordata; Aves; Caprimulgiformes; Caprimulgidae
Product: electron transfer flavoprotein subunit alpha, mitochondrial-like
Exons: 5
Biological process (GO): fatty acid beta-oxidation using acyl-CoA dehydrogenase
Cellular component (GO): mitochondrion
Molecular function (GO): electron transfer activity; flavin adenine dinucleotide binding
Source: RefSeq, a predicted model, not a curated record